Messenger RNA from Egretta garzetta (little egret), 7903 nucleotides. It is a transcript of the gene TRAM1, whose product is annotated as translocation associated membrane protein 1. Bases 734 to 1600 code for a protein of 288 amino acids. Gene Ontology annotation, cellular component: endoplasmic reticulum membrane. The transcript is spliced from 11 exons. The record is from RefSeq and is a predicted model, not a curated record. NCBI's taxonomy places the organism in Eukaryota, Metazoa, Chordata, Aves, Pelecaniformes, Ardeidae. Gene Ontology annotation, biological process: protein insertion into ER membrane; SRP-dependent cotranslational protein targeting to membrane, translocation.
AUUGGGGGUUUUAUAGGAUCACCCCCACCCCCCAAAAAAAGCCUUUAAAACUAAUUCUCCCUCCCCCCCCUUUAUUCACUCUGCUUUUUCUUGCUGUCCAUCAUAAAGGGGUAGUACCACUACUGCUAAAAUUCAUUUAUUUUGUUUUGCACUUCUUGCCAAAGGAUCCCCAGGGUCAAAAGAAUGCUGAUGGUAUUGGGUUGGUAUGCAGCUGGUCUGAAAUGGUUCUCCGUUCUUUAUGCCUUUUCUCCUUUCCUGUCCACAUUUUCCAAAUCACCCACCGGUUUAUGAAUAUGAUAUUGGCCUUCACAUUUUGACAAAUUAAAAGGUAGUUUAAAAUGUUUAUUCUCAGCCGUUGCUGCAUGCAUCGUGGUGCAGGGAUCACAUGAUACUGUCCAUUCUGUUAAUGUAAUAAUACAGUAUGGACUGGAGAGAGAAUUGCAGCGUGUGUUUUCAUUUUAAUGUGGUAGGAAAGACUAUUUGUAAGUGGAAUUGUCAAGGGCGUUUCAUUUAGGAGAUUGGGUAUUCUAUAAACAAGCUGACAGAGAUCAGGCAAUGUGUUCUGCCUUUGGAGAGCCAGGUGAAGUGGUGUGAUAAGAUUACUGCAAAAGCAGCUGUCAUUUUUGUUACACUUCAGUAUAAUGUUACCAUUCCUGCCACGGAAGAACAAUCUGCAGAAACAAUCUCUCUCUAUCACUAUGGCAUCAAAGACUUGGCUACGAUUUUCUUUUACAUGCUUGUAGCAAUAAUCAUACAUGCUAUAAUUCAGGAGUACGUACUGGAUAAAAUUAACAGGAAAAUGCACUUUUCAAAAACAAAGCAUAGCAAGUUCAAUGAGUCCGGGCAACUUAGUGCAUUCUACCUUUUCUCCUGUGUUUGGGGAACAAGUAUUCUUGUCUCUGAGAACUAUAUAUCAGAUCCAACCUCUCUGUGGAGGGACUAUCCGCACACUCUGAUUCCGUUUCAAAUGAAGUUUUUCUACAUCUUACAGUUGGCAUACUGGUUUCAUGCUUUUCCAGAGUUGUAUUUCCAGAAAACUAAAAAAGAAGAUAUUUUUCGCCAGAUUGUCUACAUUGGACUUUAUCUCUUUCAUAUUGCUGGAGCCUACCUCCUGAAUCUGACCCAUCUUGGACUUGUUCUUCUGGUACUGCAUUACUUCGUCGAAUUUCUCUUCCACAUAUCCCGUCUUUUCUACUUCAGUGAUGAAAGAUACCAGAAAGGAUUUUCACUGUGGGCAGUGCUUUUUGUUUUGGGAAGGCUUCUCACCUUGAUUCUCUCUGUCCUCACUUUUGGCUUUGGACUGGCAAGAGCAGAAGAUCAGCAGCUGAAUUUCAGUACUGGAAACUUUAAUAUCCUGGCUGUUAGAAUCAGUGUGCUGGCCUCCAUCUGCAUGGCUCAAGCAUUUAUGAUGUGGAAGUUCAUUAAUUUCCAGCUUCGGAGGUGGAGAGAGCAUUCUUCUUCUCAGCCUCAGUCAGUGAAAAAGAAGUUCGUGACAGCUAAAGGAAAGACCUCCAGAAAAGAAAGAGAAAAUGGAAUAAAUGGAACAGUGACCUCAAAUGGAGCAGACUCGCCUCGUAGCAGGAAGGAUAAAUCCUCGUAAAACUGGGUUUUAUUAAGUUAAUUGACUAAUGUCCCCAAAGAAUCUGCUUUUUACAUGGAUGGCCCGUCAGCACUAGGGAUGUUAUGGAUUAAAGAAAAUACAAUUCAUGUUUUUUGAUUAUUGCUGUUGUUUUGAGAAACUUUUUUUAAAAGCCAUUUUGACUAAGGAAAAACGUUUAUCUGUCUUCAAAUACUUGGGGGGGGGGAUGCAACACUUUUUAAACAACAUUGACACUUUUUUAAACAUUUAUUGUGAUGAAAUAACUUGACUUAAUGAGGUUCACUGUUGCAAUGUAUCAUUUCCUUCCAGUUUUUGUAAUCUGGGUGAUAUAUAAUGUUGUACCAACUUCACUUUUUCAAAGUUCUUCAAGAAGUAUUGCAAAAUUGAAGUAAAAACUUAGCGUGCAUUUUCAGAUACUCUGGCUUUUCAGUUAAUUACCUUGAUUCAAAUUUACAGUUCAAAUUGGGAUUCUGAGACCACACCAAUAAACCUCGUUAUUCUGUAGUUGUUAGCUACACGCCUGCUCUAAGAAUUGCCCCAUAUCAUUAAAACAAGACUGAACUAAUUGGAAAUGUUGCAGAGUCUUAUUGUUUGUUGGUUAGAAAUCUCUUAAAAGGAACAAGAAACCUUUCUGAGAUAUAGCUUUAGCACUUGAAAAUUAGAAGGGAGGGUGUAUGGUCAUAGCAAGAGUUGAUUUGAGUAGCACUGUUAACUCCUGUCUGUGCUUUUAAAGUGUAGGUAUCUUGGAGAAUUAGUGUGCGUUGGACCUUCUUUGAAAACUUGUCUGUCUGAUUUUAGAGGGUGGAUGUUCUUACAGUGUGGUGUUGUGUUUGUUUUAGGAGGCAUUUAAUGCUCCAUGAAGAGGGAAUUUAUUAGAUAAAUGGAUCAAGUUGUGAGAAACAUUCCUUUAUUCUAACUGCUUUGCUUUGUUUCACCUCUUAGGAAAUAGUCUGAUUUCUCUUAUAUAUAUUUUUUAUGAAAAAAUAUUUAAAAGCUACAACUUCUUAAAACUGAUUAAUUGUGCCCUUUGCUACAGCUGGAAAAAUCUUAAUUUAAGAAUUUUUCCAUUAUCUGUCUUUCAUAAUUUUAUUAAAUGUGAAGCUUUGUCCAGUUAAUUUUCCAGUUUAAUAUGCAGUUAAUGUUUCCUCCGUACCCUUUUGUAAUGGGUAUAAUUCAACCCAUUUCACUUGAGAAUGAGUUAGAGAUUUAAUUCCGUCUUAAGAAGAAGUUGCUAAAUUAGUCUUUCAAUUUAACCCAAGUAUUGGACUGCUUAUUGAUUGAGAGGAGUAAUUAUGAGCAAUCAAGCUGAUAAAUAAAACAGUUUUAAUUUAAAAAACCUGUUACUGUAGUUGAGUUUACACCCAACAAAACAAUAAAUCUGCGUUCUGUAUCUUCUACAGUUCAAUUGCUUACUAGACAGAAUAAAUGUUUCUAGUACAAAAUCUUCACUACAACUAUCCAUUCUUCAGUUGUCCAGUGCUAUUUAGAGUUAUUGCAGUAUAAUUUAGUAUGUGUUUCGGCUAAUUUCAGUCACAGCUCCCGAGUACUUGCUUCACAGCUCCCAAAGUGGACUUGAGAGGCUUGGACUUGCUUAGCUUGAGAUCUCUGGGGCAGCAUGCCCUGUAAUAUGCCCAGUCUGCUUCAGUGGAAGUAGCUAUACCAUGUCUUGAUUUGAAGAAAUAAAACUCGGGUGGUGAAACUGUGAAUCUAUCUGAUCUGACCAUGAAACUGGAAAAUAGGUACUCAGAAAUUUUGAGGGAAUUGCAUAUAUUAAAUACUCGCUGCACAAAAUCAUGUUUCAUGUCUGAUGUUUCUGAAAAGACCUUCGUAGAUCCUGCGUGCCUUGCUCUCAAGUUGUACCUUAAGCCAAAAGGGGCAAAUUUUUCAAGUUUCUAGUCUGGUACUUUGACCCUAAAGCAGUUUGCUUGUGAUACCUGGUUGUACUGGGGCUGUCAAAAUCAUAGAGGUCGGAGGAACAAACUAUGAAUGGAGCGUUUAAGGUGCUUCGUGAGAUCCUUAAGACUUACUGGAGCCUGAGGGCUGUAAUAGUUGUUUCCCUAAGGCAAACCGUUUCGUGAAAACCUCAUUCUUUGGCACAGUAGUCUUGAAAUGUAAACUUCAGGUUCACUUCCAAAAACUUCAAGAGUAUGUUCUUGCCUGUUAAUACUGACAUUGCUUUUUGUCUCCUUUUGGCCUUACGGAUGUUCUUGGUAUUUGGACUUCUAAGCAACCACUUUUGUUUCCACAAUGGCUUAAUCUGCACCCUUGCCUUAUAGGAGUUGUUGCUUUCUGCCAAAUAAUAGAGAAUAAUUUCAGUUGUUUCAGAAUUUGGAUAGAGUGUUGAAAGCCAGUAUCUUUUGUGUCUGGUGUCAUAACUAAAAAUACAUAUUUGUCAUUUUGGAUGAGGCAAAAGCAGUAAUUGUUAAUUUUCUACCUUGGAGUGGAAGCCCCCAUGAAUUUAGACGAUUUUGAGGCUUCUAUUUCUGGUUUGAUAUUACUUGUUUGGGCAUAAGAUUAUUGUUUGCCUGGAUAACUCCUCCUGAAUUGCUUAAAACUGAUUUUUCAAAUGUUACUGCUCUUUGUUUGUAAUCUGGGAUUCAGUAAGCUGGAAGAAGAUUAGUUGUCUAAUCAUGUUUUCUUAAUUAUGGAAUCAGGAAAAUUAGAAAUGGAAAUGACUGAAGAGCUCAUUAUAUUCCUAUGCCUAAUAAAAUAAUUUUGCUUAGGCUGUAGUAAUUUAUCCUGGUCGAUUACCAGGUCCCAUAAAGAGAAGGCUUUGUCUGUGUAGGUGGAUUUGAAUCACGUAAUUCAGACAGGCUGUGGAUAGGGUUUGUUGGCUUUGGGUUUUUUCUUAAACCCCCUCCUUCCCUGCACCAUCUUAACAGAACUUUACGAUAGAUGAUUUCAAGCCUUUCUUCCUCCUCCCUCCCCCCCCCCCUCCAUGUAUGUUUGGCUUAUGUGUCAGAAUUUGCUAUCAAAACCAGUAUUGUACUUUUACUAAGUAAUUAUAUGUAACUUCAGAGUACAAAGAAGGAAUGCAGAGCAGCUGAAAUUAAUUUUCAGAGUUUUUGGGUUUUAUUUGGACACUUUCUCCUUUUGACUAGUUGCAAAGACUGAUUUCUCCUGUGUGAAGUACUCGUGAACGUGGCUCUUUGGAAAUACUGCUUUUCAGGUGGUCCCGUGCCCAAACUUAGGAAUGAUCAAGGGUUUUGCUGUGCAGAGAAAAUACAUAGGCUAUUUCUACUGACAUUAGGAUACGCUGAAAGUAAAUUAAAUAUAUUGGGAUAAUGCAUUUAGAAAAUCAGUAGUUAUUGGUAAGCAUUUGAUAUUUUUCCUCAAUACUUUUUUCUUUGAAAAUUUUAGUUGUGUUUAUGGAGUUGCAUUACCCAGAACUGCAGUAAGCGGCGUGGUGCUUUGGUACCAGUAAUCGGACUUCCGUAAGAAGGGUUAAUACACAUCUGCAGCCCUUCUGCUCUUUGCAGAUUUCUGACUAACUGCACCUGAGGUGAUUUCGCUGGGGGCAGAACUUGAUACUGAAGGGAAGGGGGAGCAUUUUCAUGGUCAUGCUAACCUGAAAGUAAUGUAGGUUGCUGCCAAAAUUGGGGCUCUGUCCCUUGCCUUGUUAGCACAAGCCUUUCUGGUUGCAUGGGUGAGCUAGAUCAGGGAGCUGGUGCGGCUGAAAACUGCUGGAAACGUGCGGCUUGUUUGCUUCGUUGCUUUUCUGCUGGCUUGGUUGUGCGUUAGUAGUCCCAGAGGUACUCAAGGAUUUAUGUACAAGCAAAAAGAAAAGCUGCAGGGAAAAGGUGAAUCAAGCUCUUAAGGCAGCUACCCCUUUCAACUGCGCGUUUGGUGGCAAAUUAUACUAGAUUACAGUAUGACUUGGAAGAUCUCGUUGAAGGGUUUCCAGUCAUCUAUACCAGAAGGGAGAGCUGGUCUCUCUCGUAGCUCCUACACGCCAAACUGUUUUAAGUGUUAAUGGAUUUUUGUCAGAUAGCGAGGGGGAAGGCGAAAUGCUCGAUGUGCUUUACUGUACUGAGAUACUGUCUCUCUGUCAUAGUUUCAGGGUUUCCAAGCAGUGCAAGAUGAUACUGGUGGUGUAGAAAUAGGAAUUCUGAAAAUGUAGUUCCUCUGGGAUCAAAAAACCAAGAUUACUUCCCCUAACAGCCGAGAAACUACCACUUUUUUGCUUUUUUUGGUGUAGGAUUUAUUUUGUUUUUUCCACAUGAGCCCUUUAUGUAUUGAAGUAGUUCUUCCAGAGAGCUUUGCAAGAAUUGCAGUGUAUGCCUGGCUGGGGACGUGGAAGGGAGGGUUGUUUGGGUUGUCUUAUUUUGUUUUCCUGUUUUCAGGAAUUUCACCAGCAGUUUCCCAUGUCAUACUUGGGUUUCAUUCCACCUGUGGCUCAGCCCUUUGGGCUGGUGGUGUAGAAGGUGGAGACUGGCAGCUUCAGUAGGCUCCCUAUGCAAUGUUGGCCAUUGCUGUCCUAACUGUUCUCUGUGGAAAAUGUCAGUAUUGAAGGGACUUGAACACUAAGUAGAGACAGUCGUGAUAAUUUGUAACGAUUGGGGGCCGAUGAGAGCCUGCGUGCAGAGAUCCCGCAUUCCAGGCAGCUGAGGUUUAAUCGCUGGAGGCUGUACUGAAGUCAUUUUGCUCCGCAAAUACUUGGGUUACUUCUUGCGCAGGCUAUAAGAAGAUCCCACAAAAUUAAGGCUCGGGGAAAACCGAAGAGGUCCUUUAAAAAGAGUAAGACUCUUCAAAGGACUGACGUCGGUUGUCAUGUGUUCAUCGGAUUGUAAUUUCUCGCACUGUUCAUUGUAGAUUAUCCUUAGAGCACUGGAUUAGCCCAUGCUUGGGUUUGGGGGUGGGUUUGUUUUUUUUUUUUAUACACUAUAGGUUGUUGUUGUGGAUGCCUGGUGGGUAUCGUCUCCUCACUGCUCCCUGAACUAUUCAGUUUCGGAUCUGAUAAGCCUGGUUCUGUACACAUUAAGGAAUUUGGCACGCUCCUCAGAACUAAAAUAGAAGCAGUGCCGGAGUGUUUCUGGGAUCAAGACGUGCAAGAAAUAAGCACAUCAAUGUCGGGUGUCAUCAGAACCCACUUAAUAGGAACUGAAACUCAUUAGGAUGAAUACAUUACAAUACAACUUGUAUAGCAAUGUAGUGGUUGGGUAUAGCUCACAUGGAGAUGGCAAGUGCCUUUGUGGGUGGAACAGAGCUGCUACGGUAGCAUUUACGGCUGUCGGUUCCCCUUCUGGUGAGGAGCACUGGGCUGCAGCUGCAGUAGGCUGCUUUCUGCCUUUCAGAGUUCUUUUGAUGUUGACAAGACAAAAGGCAACAACUCUUAUUUCAGGUUUGAAAAAAAAAAAAAAACCUACCUAGUUUUGAAUCCAGUACACUUGCUCUUAAUCUCUUUCUGUGUGUCCUGUCACUUUUAUUUGAGGUUUCCACAAAUACUUUGCUUUUAUCCAGCUCAAGGAUGGCAAAUCUGUGAUGCAAGUGCCAGAAGUGACAACUCCUUUGUCUUCUUUCUGUGUUUGAAACUUUUUGCAGAAUCAGAGCAGCUAAAGUGUAGCUUUAUAAUUUGAUAGCUUUUCAUUAUUCAUUCUUUGUCCUUAUUUAUUGUGGUUAACAUUAAAGGUCAGGCAUUGUCAUGCAGCACAACGCAGCUGUUACUUCUUCAUUCCACACACAAGAGCGUUAGGCAAUUUGAUAUACUGAAGUGAAAAAAUACAUUAGUAAGUCUUGACUGGUUUAGCAGAAAUUGGUAUUCCUGGGUGGGUUUUGUUUUCCAUAUUGCAGUGCAGUAUUAUUACCUUUUCAUUUAGGAAACUGGGCACUUAAGAUCUCGGAAUCUCUAGGCUGUAGCUUUGCUGUGUACAAUUUGACAAAUUAUGGUCUAGAACUUGAGCUUUGUGUCUCCUUAUAUUGGUUAUAAAUGUUGAAGAAUGUAUCUUGCGUUGUAAUUAACAGGUAAAAAUUCAGCCCAUGGUGAUAAGAAUACUGUAACGGGGUAGGAAUUUCAACUCCUGAACUCCAGACUAGAAGCCAAGCCAAAACUAUCUUGUAUUCUCAUGCAAGUAAUCCCUCCUCUUUGUUUCUUGAUUAAUCAUUAUCUUUGUUUUGUUUAUUUAGAUUGUAAGUUCUUUGUGGCAAGCGGUUGUCGUGUGUGUGUGUGUGUAUGUGUGCGUGCACGCGCGUGUGUGUGUCUGCCCGGGACAAUAAGGCCUGGAGCCCCAGUCUGUGGAAGCUGUAAUAAGCAAUCACCUUGUUAUUGUUUUCCUGGAUAUGGUAAUAAAGAGUAUCCAAUUUAAA